CUGUGGAUGGUUUUCUGGACGACUGACUUUCCCUUCCCAACUCGGUGCUUCUCCCAGACAACGACAUCAGCAACCACCAUCACGCCAUCCCCCCCAUGCAUCUCUUUUCACACGCGCACAUCGAUAGUUCUGGGUCGGAUCAUAAGCACGAGACAGAAAAUGAUCCUUUUCGAGGCCAUUCUCCAGAUGGUCACUGCGUCGGUGUCUGGAUCAGGACCAACAUGUCCGAUCCUCAACCAAACCCUGCAACUUUAAAUUAAUUAUCCAGGUUGCUGGGAAGGCAGUGAGCACCUCAUAUCCAUCUUCCAUCGUAUCACUGUGGGGCGCAGGACACUU
Messenger RNA from Aspergillus wentii DTO 134E9, 336 nucleotides. RefSeq lists its product as uncharacterized. The annotation marks the transcript as partial. NCBI's taxonomy places the organism in Eukaryota, Fungi, Ascomycota, Eurotiomycetes, Eurotiales, Aspergillaceae. The record is from RefSeq and is a predicted model, not a curated record. The transcript has a single exon.